This is a messenger RNA of Uloborus diversus, 798 nucleotides long. RefSeq names its product probable global transcription activator SNF2L2. Gene Ontology annotation, biological process: positive regulation of transcription by RNA polymerase II. The transcript has a single exon. The record is from RefSeq and is a predicted model, not a curated record. Gene Ontology annotation, molecular function: ATP binding; DNA binding; ATP-dependent chromatin remodeler activity. Bases 1 to 798 code for a protein of 265 amino acids. Lineage: Eukaryota; Metazoa; Arthropoda; Arachnida; Araneae; Uloboridae. Gene Ontology annotation, cellular component: nucleus.
AUGGUUGAAAUAGCGAAUUACCUGAACGGCUGCCCAUCAAAAGAGAAAAAAGCAAGCCUCAUCAUAGCUCCCUCACGGAUACUGCCGUGUUGGGAGAAAGAGUUGGGAAAAGAGGCACCCAAACUGGUAACAAAGAUUUAUUCCGGAACGGCUGAAAACCGUCGACAAAUCACGACUCAACUCGUUAAGCAGAAAUUUGAUGUUCUGCUUACGAGUUUCGAAUACGCUUCCAGGGACAAUGCCCAACUUUCAGAAAUCCACUGGAAGUGCAUAUUUGUCGACGAGCGUUUCCGGCUCAAGAGCCAGUCCUGCAAGCUGACGAAGGUGUUGAUCCGGAAGUACCAGAAUGCGGAACUGCGUUUCCUGCUGACCGAAAAGGCCAUGCAGGAAAACCUUCCCGAUUCUUGGUCCGGCAUUAAUUACUUAACUCCUGAAAAAUAUGACGGAGAAUCAUUUGAGAAGUUUUUUAAUGCGGAGGAGCCGGUAAAACUUAGGCUCAACCGGAAAGAGACACAAGCUGCAAUCAAGUGCUUGCAAUUGGCGAUGAAGCCGUUCCUGAAGAUGAUAGCAGAUAACAGCACCACUGGAAGAAUCGACAGAAGCAUCCUGAAUACCAUCAAAUGCGAUAUGUCGUUCAUCCAGAAAAAAAUAUACAUGAACAUCAAGAAGGGCGAAGAAAUAUUUCCAAAGAAGUGCCUGGUCAGCGUAAGUGAAUUGAAAACGAAACAGAAGGUGGACAAGCUGACCCAACUGAGAAAAAUAUGCAACCACCCGUUCAUGUUUGACGAAGUGGAAUAG